AUCCAGUCGAGAGUGAAAAAAAAAUAGGUUGCAUAUGUUGGGUUUAGCUCGGAUGACGUGCUCGGGGGUCGGCAUGGCCUGCUCACCAAUGACAAGCCAUUGCUUGUGCGACGAACCGUUCUUGCCACUUGUGAUCGUGCUUCACGACGACCGUGUUUGGUCUUUUGCCAGACGGCAUGGGAACACUCGCUACGGCAGUGAGUGCGAUGGAGAGUUUGAUGUCAAUCGGCAGACAAGAAGGGAAAGGGACUGACAAAUUUCAAAAUUGAAGUGUAUAACCAUUCAAUCCCAGGUCCGUCCUUUCUUCAACAGCCACACAGUAGGGAUGAAACUGGGUCUCCGGCUUUCGGACCCCCGCGUUGCGCAGUGGGCAAGCCCCCCUGGGGCUGUUGCCCAGAACCCCCUUCCCCACCCCGGUUGGAGACCGAUAGUAUAG
Neurospora hispaniola is the source of this 436-nucleotide messenger RNA. RefSeq lists its product as uncharacterized. Bases 35 to 253 code for a protein of 72 amino acids. Lineage: Eukaryota; Fungi; Ascomycota; Sordariomycetes; Sordariales; Sordariaceae. The transcript has a single exon. The record is from RefSeq and is a predicted model, not a curated record.